Molecule: messenger RNA, 732 nt
Organism: Acanthosepion pharaonis
Lineage: Eukaryota; Metazoa; Mollusca; Cephalopoda; Sepiida; Sepiidae
Source: the annotation of a GenBank genome assembly
AUGUACCUGCGAGUGAAACCUAUCUAUCUAUCUAUCUAUCUAUCUAUCUAUCUAUCUAUCUGUUAUGUUGUUGUUAUCUAUCUAUCUAUCUAUCUAUCUAUCUAUCUAUCUAUCUAUCUAUCCCUAACUUAUCUAUCUACACCUCUCUAUCUAUGUAUCUCAUCCUGCCCAUAUCUAUCUAUCUAUCUAUCUAUCUUAUAUCUAUCUAUCUAUCUAUCUAUCUAUCUAUCUAUCUAUCUAUCUAUCUAUCUAUCUAUCAUUCCUUAUCUCUUUAUGCAUGCGCGUGCGCUUCCGGGGAAGUUAGCGAUGACGAUUUAUCUAUCUAUCUAUCGCUUGGUCUCCUCACAUCUAUCUAUCUAUCUAUCUAUCUAUCUAUGUAAUCUAACCUUAGAGUCAGACAUGUACAAACACAUGUGCAUAUUUAUAUGCCAAGAAGGGGAGGAUGAUUCUGUGGCUGAUACCAUCGAAAAUGACGAGGGCAACUACAAAGCUGACAUCAUAGACAAAACUUUCUUUGACUCGAACAGUUAUGAAACAAACUUCUUCUUCUUCUUCUUCUCAGACUGUGGAAAUCAAUUUUUGGACGAAGCCCUCUCGCAGAUGUUUUCAAUUUGUCCUAAUGCUCUCUCUCUAUCUAUCUAUCUAUCUAUCUAUCUAUCUAUUUAUCUAUUUAUCUAUCUCUCCAAUAAGGCUCUCCGCAAUGAGAAACCCGAUCACGCUCGCUACGCCUAG